AUGCGGGCCCAUGGCUGCCUUUCAGUCGCUUUAUAUGCCGCCCUAGUACCAGCAGUCAUCGUCCCCGUCAACGAGCGGUGUGUCACGUCCAUUUCCACGGCCUAUGGAUACAUAACUUUCAGCGGUUCUACGUCACGGAAGGGCUUCGGGCCGCGAUGUCAGAAUCAUCUCGAGGUCACCUCUAUCUACGCUUCUUCAGAUGUUUAUUGCAAACCGGUGGAACGAUCAGUUGGAAUUUCACAGCUUGAAGCCCUUUGCAGGGAUGGGGGUCUAGAGCUGAUCCCCAGGGACCAGCUCGCUGAGAACCUCACAGAGGAUGCUAUUAGCCAUAUGCGAACGGUGGACUUUCUCGAGCUGCCACUCUCUGAACCCGUCGACACUCCCGUGCUUCUAUCCCCGUCACAUUAUCGCAGUGUCUUCAAAACAAUAGAUACUUGGGCGUUUGAGAGCUGGACACACUAUGCAUACGGAUACCUUGGUUACCUUUACUGGGCUUGUAUCCUGUUCGUAGGGAUGGUCCAUCACCUGUUGCAAUUCUUUUUCACAUCUAGAUACGAUCAACUACCACAAGGCGCAAGGUUGUCACGGAACUCUCCUAUUCGACGAAUAUAUCACUGGAUCGAGACACAUUUUCUUGUUCCUACAACCAUCCCCUCUCGCGGGCGCAAAUUUCUCUGGUGGACAUUCUCAACCCGGAGAGAUGCGCUUAUUUCUCUGGGGUUCUGGGUACUCAGUACCGUCGCGUGCCUAGUGAGCUAUCGCCUGUUUCCGGAAAAUAUAUACUGGCCAGACGAGUCCGCACAACUACUCAGGUAUAUGGCCGACCGGACUGGAAUCGUAUCGUUCGCCAAUCUCCCCUUGUUAUGGCUCUUUGCAGGGCGUAACAAUAUAUGCGCUUGGGCAACGGGGUGGAAUUUCGCGACUUUCAACAUAUUUCAUCGCCACGUGGCAUGGAUAGCGACGAUUCAGGCGGUUGCUCAUACUGUGCUUUACCUCAUUCUAUUUUUUCAAAAUUCUGAUCCUUGGAGGAAGCUCCAGAAGCCGUAUCUCAUAUGGGGAACUCUUGCAACUGUUUUGAUGGUGCUCAUCCUACCGGCUGCAGUGAACUGGUUCCGUCACAGAGCGUACGAGACGUUCCUCGUCAUCCAUAUCAUUUUCUCUAUUGGUCUACUCGUUGGCUGUUUCUAUCAUACCAUCAUUUUUGAAGGCCAGGAAUACUGGUUCUACCUUUGGCUGCCCGUUGGAAUCUGGGCUUUCGAUCGGGCCCUCCGGAUUAUUCGUCUGCUGUAUUGCAAUCUCCAUGUCCAACUCAAUUCAGGAGGACAGGUGCAACGCACUACAAGCACAGCGACAUACGAUAAGGCAGCCGACUUGAUCCGCUUGGAAGUUGUACCUGGUUCAAACACACUGCAACCCCGACCUGGUCAAUAUUACUUCCUGUACCAGCCAUUCCGGCUGACAGGCUGGGAAAGCCACCCCUUCACCCUCGGUUGCUGGUCAUACGAACUUGGACGAAAUGCAUCGAUGCCAGGGACUCCCAGGUCGAAAAGCGACGAACGCGUAGACGUCUCCCAAAUUCCUCUCCUCUCCGACGACUCUUCCGGCAGUCGAUCACCCCAUGGCCGACUGCAACGGACAGCCAGUGCCUCUGGCGAACUGCGACUGGUCUUCUGGAUCCGACCCUACGAUGGCUGGACACGGCAUCUGCAACGAAAGUGCAUGAAGUCGCCGGACGAAACAACCAAUGCAACAGUGCUCCUGGAAGGCCCUUACGGCCGCGAAUUUCCCCUCUGGAGCUAUGACUCCAUCCUCCUCAUCGCCGGCGGCACAGGUAUCGCCUCCGCUGUACCAUACAUCCACGACCACAUUACCCGCUCUUCAUCCUCGUCCGCAUCCACAUCACCAGACGAAGAAACCACCAAAACACGCAUCCAAGACAUGAACCUCGUCUGGGUCACGCGGCAACCCGCAUUCAUCGACAAACUCGCCACGACGGAACUCAGCGCCGCCAUCGACCGGGACGACUUCCGCGCCUCAUUCUACGCUACAUCGCCCCUUGCGCGGUGGCAGCGCGGGUCCAGCUCCAGCUCCAGCCCCAGCCCGGGUUCAGGCCCAUAUGCAGAACCAGCCGAUCCGUGCGUCGCCGCAGGUGUUGAUCUCCCUACAAUAACAGACAAGGACGUCGAUAUUACCCAGGGCCGGCCGAACCUGGAAAAGAUAAUUUCCGUCUUUGCCGAGGAGGCGCAUCAUGCUGAUUCGUCCGCGGCCGUGCUGGUUUGCGGGCCGCAGAAAAUGGCGGAUGAGGCCCGCGCGGCGGUGUACCUUGCUAUGCGGCGGGGGUAUGGGUUGAGAUAUGUUGAGGAGUCGUUUACUUGGUAG
Molecule: messenger RNA, 2379 nt
Organism: Aspergillus puulaauensis
Lineage: Eukaryota; Fungi; Ascomycota; Eurotiomycetes; Eurotiales; Aspergillaceae
Product: ferric reductase family protein
Exons: 7
Coding region: 1-2379 (792 amino acids)
Biological process (GO): intracellular iron ion homeostasis; iron ion transport; copper ion import
Cellular component (GO): plasma membrane
Molecular function (GO): ferric-chelate reductase activity
Source: RefSeq, a predicted model, not a curated record